AUGUCUGGUCUUCCUUACCUCAACAAGCUGCGCAAGCCAGAGCUGGUCGAAUUCGCUGAGAAGACGGAUCUGCGCGAUUAUGUCGAAUACAAUAAGAACGAGCUCGCCGUCGCGUUGGACAAGCACCUGCGCGACAACAAGUCCAUCUUCUCCGGUGAGAAGACGCUCGCCGACUACUACAAGCGUCUGGCCGCGCCGCUGCGUGGAGGAUCGCCCGUGAAGCGCGAGUCCGCCGAGUCCCCUGUGACAGAGAAGAAGAAGCCUGGCCGGAAACCGACCAAGCAAAAGGAGGAGGAAGCUACCGAAUCCGAGACUCCCGCCAAAACUCUCGUCAAAACUCCCGCGCGCGCUUCAGCGCGUGCUGUGCGGUCCGUUAUGAAUGCCGAGUCUGCGUUGCCUCCAUCUCCCGCCGUCGUGUCCCAGGCAAUUGACCGGCAGACGGCAAAGGUGCGCGAGGGCAUCGAACAGGUGUGGACCUCAUCAGGUGUGCUGGAGCGAUCUGACGCGCUGCGCGCCAGCCUGAGCAGCCUCAAGGCCAUCGAGGCCAUUGUUCUGGCCCUGGAGGGCGGCAGCGUGCUCAAGGAGCUGAUCCCAUGCCGUUACCUCACCACCACGCCGGCGGUGUCAGCCGCGCAUCUCCCAUCGCUCCCAAUCAAGGUCCCUGAUCUGUUUGUGCUCGUCAGCGGCGCGUUUUGGGCUCCGUUUAUCCUAUGGUCCUUGACCAGCGUGAUCUUGCCGCUUGUCGCUGCAUUCUUCUUCAAUCUGAGCGGGGGCGCCUCUACGCGUCGCACUCGCUCUGCCUCGUCGCGCGCUAGCUUCGACCCGCUGACCUUCAACAUUGCCAAGGCACUCCUAGUCUACAUUGUCUAUGCAGGCCACUUUACCUUCUGGGACGUCUUCAGCCACUACACCGUUCAGAAGGUCAACGUCUCCAUCCCUGGUGAAUGGUCGGGCAUGCUUACCGGCACGGCCAUCGGUGUGAUCGGCACCCUGUACGAGGCCAUCCUGCGACACUAG
Penicillium lagena is the source of this 1017-nucleotide messenger RNA. RefSeq lists its product as uncharacterized. The record is from RefSeq and is a predicted model, not a curated record. The transcript is spliced from 3 exons. NCBI's taxonomy places the organism in Eukaryota, Fungi, Ascomycota, Eurotiomycetes, Eurotiales, Aspergillaceae. Gene Ontology annotation, cellular component: membrane. The coding region runs from base 1 to 1017 and encodes 338 amino acids.